Messenger RNA from Perca fluviatilis (European perch), 5450 nucleotides. It is a transcript of the gene asxl1, whose product is annotated as ASXL transcriptional regulator 1. Gene Ontology annotation, biological process: positive regulation of transcription by RNA polymerase II; animal organ morphogenesis. Gene Ontology annotation, cellular component: PR-DUB complex. Gene Ontology annotation, molecular function: peroxisome proliferator activated receptor binding; chromatin binding; DNA binding. The record is from RefSeq and is a predicted model, not a curated record. The coding region runs from base 387 to 5036 and encodes 1549 amino acids. NCBI's taxonomy places the organism in Eukaryota, Metazoa, Chordata, Actinopteri, Perciformes, Percidae. The transcript has 11 exons.
CGGCGGCGGAGGAGAAAUUAGGUUUUGUGCUUGGAGCUUUGAAUGUGUAUUAGGCUAGCUGGAUGUCCAGGGGACACGCUGACUACUGUUAGCGUGGUCGCAGAUGGAGUUAGGGAGUUAGCCGAAGCAGCAUGCUGGUUAAAAAACAAAAGAUGAGCGGCUCACUAAGUUGUACCGGAGUUUGUCUUUCGGGAGCUAACUCCUCCAUAUUUCACCGAGCAGGGUUACAUUUCAGCUCGGGUCACCAGACACGGACACGACGCUACUUACUUACCGACUGAGCCUCGGUCCGGCCUCCAUUUCGUCUCCAUAUCGACAUUUUGGAACAAGUUUAAAGAUGUUUGUUAGACUCCGGGCCUGGACUGCUGGGCGCCGCGCUGGAAGCCAUGCAUUCUGGGAGAGUGACGUCACGCCCCGGGCUCAGGGGAACGCUGGCAAAAUGGGUUUUGGAGAACUUCUCUGAUGCACCCAUGACUCCCAAACAAAUCCUCCAUGUUAUCCAGACCAAGGGGCUGAAGGAAAUGCGGAGUGGUACAGCCCCAUUGGCCUGCCUGGUCACCAUGCUGCACUCCCAGGUGAGGGGAGACCGAGUCAAGAACAGCAUCUUCUUCAAGCUGCCUGGGCGGAUGAGCCUGUUCACUCUCAAGAAGAACGCCCUCCAGUGGACAAAGGCAACAUCAGAGUCUGAGACAUCAACAGAGCUGGCCAGCAACACGGGCCCCCCAGCCUCCAGCAGCAGCACCCCUUCAGCAGGAACGGCUGUGGCCCCAGUUGGCCCCUCUGAGGCCACGGAGCAGGAAAGCUGUGACUCAACUGAAACCACCGCCGCUGCCAGCGGAGACAAUGAUGCAUCGGUGGAUGAGAGCUCGUCCAGUGCCUCAUGCUCCACAGAAGUGCCGGCCCCCAGCAGCCAGCCCCAGACCCGCCUCAGCAGGGCAGCGGGACAACAAGGACGCAUAGACGCACAGCAGAGCCAACAUGCGCCACACGCCCAGACCAGACUGAGCCGCUCCAGACAGUCAGGGAGGCAGAGGAAGAAAGCAGUCAUGAUGCCUCGUGUUGUCCUCACCCCUCUUAAAGUGAAUGGAGAGCAUGUCCCCCAAGGGCCCAUAAGGAGGAGUCGGGGAGGGGUGGAUGUGGACUUUGAAACCCCAGGCUCCAUCCUGGUCAACACCAACAUCAGAGCCCUCAUCAAUGUGCGGACCUUCGCAGCCUUCCCCACACACUCGCAGCAGCAGCUGCUGCAGCUUCUGCCAGAGGUGGACCGACAGAUCGGACCAGAUGGUAUGGCCAGACUGAGUAGCUCUGCUCUCAACAAUGAGUUCUUCACCCAUGCCUCCCAGAGCUGGAAAGAGAGGCUGGCGGAGGGUGAGUUCACCCACGAGAUGCAAGUGCGUUUCCGGCAGGAAAUGGAGAAAGAGAAGAAGGUAGAGGCGUGGAAGGAAAAGUUUUUUGAAGAAUACCAUGGGCAAAAGUCUGGCCUGACACAAGAGGAGUCCCUAAAGCUUACCAUGUCUGAAGCCAGUGAAGUUGCAGCCAGUGUGCUUGACAGUGAUGUGGCUGUGGUGGCAACUGGUGCCCCCAAGAGACGCGGUGUUGGCCGGCGGAGGAGAGACGGCAGGAUGAGGAGACGCACGAGGGCUGACCUGCGUAGGAGGGCCCGCCGGACCCUCUGCAAGGCCACUCCUCCAGCCAUGCAGCCUGCAGAAGCAGCGGAGGCCAGAGCUGCACUGGACAUCCCGGCAGUUUCUGUUGGCUCUCCCAUGUCUGACAACACGGUCGUUCAAGAUGAGGUGGUGCUGCAGUCUGAGUGUGGCGUGGAGCUCCCAGCUGAGAGUGCCGGCGUAGAGCCAAAGCCCACUCCAGAGCCAGUCACGUUGCCAGCCUCCACUCCCACACCUACGCCCACUCCUACGCCCACUCCUACCACGCCCACGCCCACUCCCACUCCCACUCCCACUCCCACUCCCAGUCCCAGUCCUAGCCCAGCCUCCACCAGCGCUAAUGAAGAGCCUGAACCUGUGGCCCGCCUGCUCCCAGAGGAGGCUGCACCUGUACUGGCUUCCACCUCCUCACCUUCCUCUUCCUCCUCCUCUUCUUCUUCUUCCUCUGCCUCCUCACCUGUCUCCUCACCCUCCUCACCUUCUGAUAGGCAAGGAGCGUUUGCCGCAGGCCUGGACUCUUCUUCGUCCUCCUCAGCGUCCUCCAGUGCCGCAGUCGCUGCCGAUCCCUUGGAUGACACUGCGUCCGUGGUCACCUCCAUCACAGGGGGUACUGCCACCAGCAGCCGUGAGAGUAGCCCCUCAGCCAGCCCAACCACCACCCCCGUAUCCAGUGCUCAGCCCAAGGAGCAGAAGAGAAGGCCCGAUGAGGCUCAGGCCUUCUCCAGUUUCCCCGAAAAGAGGCCGCGGCUUGACGACCGUCAGUCCUUUCGUACCACAAUUGACAGUGUCCGUUCGGAGAAGCCGCAGCCGACAACCGAGGAGCCCAAGGUGCCGCCUAUCAGGAUUCAACUGUCCAGAAUCAAACCCCCCUGGGUCAAAGGCCACCCCACCUACCAGAUCUGCCCCCGCAUCGUGCCCCCCGGCGAGGGCUCGCGGCGGUCGGGGACGGGGGGCGCGCGCACCCUGGCGGACAUCAAAGCCCGUGCCCAGCAAGCCCGGGCCCAACGCGAGGCCGCUGCUGCUGUUGCAGCCACUGGCGAGGGGGCAGGGCCGGACGGGGUCAGGCUGCGGCCUGCUGCUGGGCUACCGGAUAGCAGCAAUGGACGACGAGCGCGAGAGCACCCAGGACCCAUCGAGCCCGGAGGAGGAGGAGGAGGAGGAGGAGGAAGAAGGAGAGGUGGAGGGAUGGAGGAGCAGGGAGCGUCUUCAGGCACUAAUUCGUCUGGAACACAACUACAGCUUCUCAAUGUAGAAGCCACGCCCCAACCAUCUCCUUCUCUGUCCACCACCUCAACCUCCAUGUCCUUUGAACCCCCACAGACCCCAAGCCCUCCUCGAGAAGAGGCAGCUGGGGAGCCAGAGGCUGAAGAAGAAGUAGAAGCAACAUCAGCCAGUGUCCAGAGCUCCUCGAAUGGGCUCACAGACAGGGCAGCCGACUUGCCCUCUCCAAAGCCUGAGGUGCCCGAGUCUGCUGCUGCCCCCGCAGAGAUGGCUGACAAGGUUUGUGAAAAGCCCUCACUAGCUCCAACCUCCAUCCCAGAUUCGGUUCCAAGGUUCGGGGCUCAGGGUGUGGAUGUUAUUCAGACGCUGGCCAGCUCCCGUCAGCCCAAAGAGCAGGUACAAGUGAAGGAGGCUGGACUAGGUGGCGUAAUCCAGCAUGGCUCCCACCACGUGGAACCCCAUGAGGUCUUAUCUGUCUCAGCGGCAGAGAGACGGAAAACGGACGCAUCCUCUCUCCAACAGGUGGACUCCUCUGGUGAAGAGAAAGACGACGAGGCUGGGACACAUAGCGACUCCACGGAAACGGCUUCAGACUGUGAGAAUGACAUCCAGGAGGAUGAGCAGCAGCAGCCUGACCACGGCUGGUGUCCCCAACUGAGCAUCCAGAGAAACGGCCAGCUGGUCAUCUGCAGCCCCCCUGUUCAGAACCAGCAGCCAGUCAUCCAGGCCCACGUGUCCAGCCGCCAGGGCCACACUGUCAUUCAGCCUUGCUUCCCCAACGGCAUGCUCCACCCUCAGCACCACCAGGACAGCAAGCCUCUCCCCAUAGCCCAUCCACAGGGGCUCAGGGACACCAACGUGGUGGUCAAAGUGGAGCCUGGGGAUGAUUGUAGAGUCUCCAGACAGAGCUCUCCUGAAGAAGAGUCUUGUGGAGGUUUAAAGCCUUCUGUCACUCCCCCCACUGCUGCAGCUGCCUCCAAGAGACUGGCCAGCUCGGCCAGACCAGUGUCCAGUGUGGAGGCCAACAACCCUUUGGUCACUCAGCUACUGCAGGGCAGCCUGCCCCUGGAGAAAGUUCUACCCCCCCACUCUGCCAACAGGCUGGAGAUCAGCCGAUUGCCAGGACCCCACCCCAGACCACCAGUGGCAAGGACCUCAGGGCUUCGCACCAGGCCUGAGGCCUCCGCCCAGUCUCCCAGCCCAGAACUGAUCCACAACAAGUCUCCAACAGGUUGCCCGGUCUCAUGUCUGAUGGAGGCCCCAGCUGCAUCGCAGUAUCAGUGUCAGCAGGCUCCCGGGGCUGUCCCGGUCAUCACUUCUCUGCCGCCCUCCUCAUCCUCCUCCAGAAGUAAGUCAGACCUUAGCCCCCAGACCACCGGGGAGUGUGCAGUUCCAAAAGACUCUCAUGGUCCUCAGCCCUCGCAGGGGGUCACUCCAGACAGGCCCCAGCCAGCCCACCGGACCAUGCCUAAUGGUCCCUCUCCUCCCCACGCAGACCCCUGUCCCACAGAGGCCGUGCCUACGAGUAAGAUCAACUGGCGGCCCCCACAGUCUCAGCUCCCCCCCUCUCACCAACUGCAGCUGUCGCCUGCACCCACUGUAAAGAAUGAAGCAGGUGUGCGGGCCCCUUGCCAGGCUCUUGCCAAAUCAUCCCCCAUUAAACCCAUGAGUGUUACCAAAAAGGAGCCUGGGAGCUGUGUGGACGGCUACCUGAGCGGAGGGGCCAUGGAGGGACUCCUCAACAUGGAGAUGACUUUUGCCAGGAUGGCAAAGAAGGAGCACGGCAAAGCUAGCUACUCGGCUGGCUCUCCCUCCCCCUCUGCCUCGGCCCUUCCCUUCCAGCUGUACGGGAAGCUCCCCAAGCACGGCUCCGUUGGGGGAGUGAGCUACACAGCCAACGUGUCGGUGUUGGACAACGGCGGUUUCUCCCGGAGCAUGGCGGACAGUGUGCUUCAGCUGCGCCCCCGCUUGGCCUCCAGCCAGACCACGCUCAGCAUCCAGGCCUUUACUGACAGUACGGCCGAGGAGGUGGCGCUCAAGUGCUCGUGCCGCCUCAAAGCCAUGAUCAUGUGCCAAGGCUGCGGUGCCUUCUGCCAUGACGAUUGCAUUGGGCCCUCCAAACUGUGUGUGUCCUGUCUGGUGGUCAGAUAGUAUGUUCAUCUGUGUACAGCAGGAGGACUGGGGGGGCUCCAGAGAGCAUACAGGAGGAGCCCAGCGGGCAAGAUUUGCCUUGUAUAAUAUAAUCAGUCUGUAUUUUUGUUGUUGCAGAUUUUCAGAUUUUUUUUUUAGCUGUACUUAUAUAUUAUUAUUAUUGUUGUUGUUGUUAUUGUUAUUAUUAUUAAUAUUAUUAUGUGAAUUUGGGGCAUGGUUAAUUGUAAAUUGUGCCUUUUUUUUUGGUUUCUUUCCUCAAAAACAUUUACCUCAUCUUAUCUUGCUCCACCUGUCAUCAUCAUGUGGUGGCCAUCAUUGUUUUGGUCCCUUGUUUCCUCGGCGAACAAGGACCUAUUGUUGUCUCUUUGCGCAAAGAAGUAUUUUUUUAACCAUUAAAAUGAUUCAAUGACAUUG